CAAAAGGCACAUGCCUUGCGCUCUGUUCACUACUCCAGCUCCACCAAGAUUGCCUUGGCCUGCACUGAAAGGUUCUGGGAAAGAGAUGGGAUUCAUGGUGGGCAGUCAAUCACGGAUCAUCCCUCCAGGUUCAUCUACUACCCCAACCACAACUUCUCCAGUGGUGUGGGUGUGAUCCUGGCUUCCUAUACUUGGAACGAUGAUGCUGACUUCUUCGUUCCUCUCAGUGAUGAGAAGUGCAUUGACGUAGUGCUAGACGACCUUGCAGAAGUACACGGCAUACCCAAGGACCACAUCCAGUACGUCUGUGAUAAGCAUGUGAUAAAAAGGUGGAACUUGGACAAACAUUCCAUGGGGGCGUUCGCCUUCUUCACCCCGUACCAGUUUAUGGACUAUUCCAAGGCCCUGUUU
Alligator sinensis (Chinese alligator) is the source of this 411-nucleotide messenger RNA. Its product is annotated as L-amino-acid oxidase-like. Gene Ontology annotation, molecular function: L-amino-acid oxidase activity; polyamine oxidase activity. The transcript has a single exon. The annotation marks the transcript as partial. The record is from RefSeq and is a predicted model, not a curated record. Gene Ontology annotation, biological process: amino acid catabolic process. NCBI's taxonomy places the organism in Eukaryota, Metazoa, Chordata, Crocodylia, Alligatoridae.